Messenger RNA from Penicillium odoratum, 2223 nucleotides. Its product is annotated as multicopper oxidase. The record is from RefSeq and is a predicted model, not a curated record. Lineage: Eukaryota; Fungi; Ascomycota; Eurotiomycetes; Eurotiales; Aspergillaceae. Bases 1 to 2223 code for a protein of 740 amino acids. The transcript has 5 exons. Gene Ontology annotation, molecular function: oxidoreductase activity; copper ion binding.
AUGGCACCCUUGAAAUUGCUGCUGGCCUUAGCCAGCUCAGCAUUGACUCAAUUAGCUGCGGCUAAGUUGGUUCAAUUUGAUCUAGAUCUUACCUGGCAAAAAGGCGCACCAGAUGGCAAUGUUCGGGAAAUGGUUUUCAUGAACGGGCAAUUUCCCGGUCCCGAGUUGCGACUAGAUCAAGGUGAUGAUGUUGAAGUCACCGUUCACAACAACUUACCAUUCAAUACAUCCAUACACUUCCAUGGCAUUGAACAACUUGAUACCCCAUGGUCGGAUGGAGUUCCUGGGGUAACUCAAAAGCCUAUUGAACCAGGCCGCAAUUGGACUUAUCGGUGGAAGGCUACCCAGUAUGGAACCUAUUGGUACCAUUCACAUGGCCGUGCAGAGUUAAUGGAUGGUCUCUAUGGCCCGAUCUGGAUCAAUCCGGCACCUGAGACCCCAAACCCUUUUCAUCUCAUCUCAAGUGACCCCGCCGAUAUCGAAGCCAUGCAUCGGGCAGAGAAGAAUCCACAGUUAAUCAUGUUGUCUGAUUGGGAUCAUCUGACCUUUGAACAAUAUCAGAAAGUACAGGAAGAUAGCCAUAUGGCUGUGUUCUGCAUGGAUAGUGUUCUGAUUAAUGGCCGUGGGGCGGUCUAUUGCCCAGGAAGUGAGAAAAUCUCUAGUGUUGAGCAGGGCUUCUUGAAAAGCGCGAUGUCGUAUACACCUUUGACUGAUAAGGGAUGUUUGCCAAAUCUCUACACGACACAGGGAGAUUUCCCCCCUCACGACGAGACAAGGAUUCCACAGGGUGUUACCUGGGGAUGCAAUCCUACCACUGGAAGUCACGAAAUCAUCGAAGUCGAUGGCAAUGCCGGCUGGGUUAGCUUCAAGUUCAUCAGUGCUGCUGCUUUGAAAGCUCUGAUUUUCUCUAUCGAUGAACAUCCCAUGUAUAUCUACGAAGUUGAUGGGAGCUACGUGGAGCCCAUGCUUGUUGACGCCUCGAGUAUCUACACCGGAGAACGUUAUGCAGCAAUGAUUAAGCUUGACAAGCCAUGGAAGGACUACACCAUUCGAGUUCCAGAUACUCAGGGUGACCAGAUUAUCUCCGGUUUUGCUACCAUGCGAUACAAAGGCUCCACCAACACUGAGCCAUCGCUACCAUACGUCAACUAUGGUGGAGUUAAUACAUCUGCUUCGGUUGUAUUUAUGGACAACCAGGCAAUUCACCCGUACCCUGCUGUCACCAUCCCUGCAAGAGCGGACCAGCUUGUGAAUCUUACGCUUGGCCGCUCGGGCUCUUCCUACACAUUCAGUACAUCUGGUGGGCCUCUUUGGGACCACAUGGUCAACAUGGAUGAUCCGAUUCUUUAUGAUAUCAACGCCAAGAACAACCUUGCGCCUGAACUCAUCAUCGAAACAAAGAAUGGCAGCUGGGUAGACGUCCUUCUCCAGCUGGGCCAAUUCCCCCACACAGGCGAACACUCUGGUCCGCAUGUCAUGCACAAGCACUCCAACAAAGCUUUCAUCCUUGGUGCCGGACCUGGAUACUUCAAGUGGGCCAAUACUGAGGAAGCCAUUGCUGAGCAUCCCGAGUAUUUCGAAAUAGAGAACCCUGCGAUGCGAGACACUUUUGUCACCCAGGGCUCAAGGGGCAUAGCAUGGGUGAUGAUACGUUACCAAGUCAUCAACCCAGGACCCUUCAUCUUCCACUGCCAUCUUGAAACACACAUGGCAAACGGUAUGGCCGUUACUUUCCUCGAUGGCGUGGAUGCGUGGCCCCAGCUUCCCGCUGGUGAGGAUCAGAGUCCCAACCCGGUUUUGAUCCCCAUCCCCGUCACUACUUCAACCAGUAUUCCCGUUGCCAGUCCGACCUCGCUUGCCAAAUCAUCCUCUACACCUCUUGCCAAGCCAUCCGCUUUUAGCUCACAGCUAUCCAGGCCCAGUGUGCAGCCGGAUACCCCCAGCGCUCAGCCAUCCACUUUCAGCUCCAAGCCAUAUACACCGACCGUUCAACCAUAUACCUUCAGCCCUCAACCGUACACACCCAGUGCUCAGCCAUACCCGUACUUUGAGCCCCCGUCUCCCACAUGGCAGGCAAGAGAGGAAAAGGCGGAACGCGCUUCCAGGAUGCGUCGUCGGUCUGAAAGUAAAGGCACUCAAGAGCAACACAAGCCCUUCCGCCAUGAAGUCACGCUGAUCGAGGAAAAAGAAAUUCGGAAAAAUGUGGCCAAACAGCCCCAAUGA